This is a messenger RNA of Manis pentadactyla (Chinese pangolin), 1809 nucleotides long. RefSeq names its product angiopoietin like 5 (gene ANGPTL5). The record is from RefSeq and is a predicted model, not a curated record. Lineage: Eukaryota; Metazoa; Chordata; Mammalia; Pholidota; Manidae. The coding region runs from base 92 to 1258 and encodes 388 amino acids. The transcript has 8 exons.
AAAUUUUUAACUGAAGACACUAUGCACUGUAGUUCUUUCCAUAGAGAACUGACUGAUAUUUGAAGAAGGUUUUCAUUUCUCCAAGAAGAGUAUGAUGUAUCUUUCUCAAGCUUCACUCUUGUUUUUAAAUGUAUGUAUUUUUUUUUGUGGAGAAGCUAUACAAGGUAACUAUGUACGUCAUUCUACGGAUUCCCCAGUAGUUAACACUGUAGAAGAUGUAUCUAAUGCAAAAGAUGAAAGUAAAAAUAAUGAUACUAUUUAUAAGGAAGACUGUGAGGAAUCAUGUGAUGUUAAAACUAAAAUAACACGAGAAGAAAAACAUUUCAUGUGUAGAAAUUUGCAAAGUUCUAUUGUUUCCUACACACGAAGUACCAAAAAACUAUUAAGAAAUAUGAUGGAUGAGCAGCAAGCUUCCUUGGAUUAUUUAUCUAAUCAGGUUAAUGAGCUCAUGAAUCGAGUUCUCCUUUUGACUACGGAAGUCUUUAGAAAACAGCUGGAUCCUUUUCCUCACAGACCAGUUCAGUCACAUGGUUUAGACUGUACUGACAUUAAAGAUACCAUUGGCUCUGUCACCAAAACACCCAGUGGUUUAUAUAUAAUCCACCCAGAAGGAUCUAGUUACCCAUUUGAGGUAAUGUGUGACAUGGAUUACAGAGGAGGUGGAUGGACUGUGAUACAGAAAAGGAUUGAUGGAAUAAUUGAUUUCCAAAGGUUGUGGUGUGAUUAUCUGGAUGGAUUUGGUGACCUUCUAGGUGAAUUUUGGCUAGGACUGAAAAAGAUUUUUUAUAUAGUAAAUCAGAAAAAUACCAGUUUUAUGUUAUAUGUGGCAUUGGAAUCCGAAGAUGACACAUUGGCUUAUGCAUCAUAUGAUAAUUUUUGGCUAGAGGAUGAAACGAGAUUUUUCAAAAUGCACAUAGGACGGUAUUCAGGAAAUGCUGGUGAUGCAUUCCGGGGCUUCCGUAAAGAAGAUAAUCAAAAUGCAAUGCCUUUUAGCACAUCAGAUGUUGACAAUGAUGGAUGUCGCCCUGCAUGCUUGAUCAAUGGUCAGUCUGUGAAGAGUUGCAGCCACCUCAGUAACAACACCGGCUGGUGGUUCAACCAGUGUGGCCUAGCAAAUCUGAAUGGCAUUCAUCACUUCCCUGGAAAACUGCUUGCAACUGGAAUCCAAUGGGGCACAUGGACAAAAAACAACUCGCCUGUCAAGAUCAAAUCUGUGUCCAUGAAAAUUAGAAGAACUUACAAUCCAUAUUUUAAGUAACCUCAUUUUAAAUUUUAAUGCAUGUUCCAUAGUCAUUUUUGAUAAUAUAUAAAAGAUUUAACAUAGUUUCUCUUCUUACAGGGUGUUUCAAAUAUAUUAGCCAAAAUUUCACUGUUGAUGACAUCUAGUGUUAAGGGUUUAAUUAGAAAUCAUUGAUUUUGUAGUGUUUUGUACAAGAGAACAUGGCUCAGUGUAUGGGUUUAUUACUAAUUAUAUUAGCAAUAUGCAAUAAAAUCUGUUCUAAGUGAAUUGCAACUUGUCUUCUUGGAGUCUAUUGCCCUUUAAAAGAAUUUUCCUUGUUCUUUAAAGCAUAUGUACCAUAGCAGAUUGUUAGGAAAAUUUAGGAUAGCAUUGUACUUAUUUCUUUAUUCUUCAAAGGGGUUAACUAUGUAAUCCAUGGAUAAUUUCUACUGAAGACAAUUAUAAGGAAUAAUUUUGUGCAGAUUAAUAUGCAACUUCACAUGGCUUUAAAACUUCAUUAUUUCCAGGUUAUUCUACAAUAUUUUAUAGGUAAUGAGUUUCCUGCAAAAAUAAAAUCCUUUUUGUUUUCA